Messenger RNA from Penicillium diatomitis, 1371 nucleotides. Its product is annotated as tRNA (adenine-N(1)-)-methyltransferase. Bases 1 to 1371 code for a protein of 456 amino acids. Gene Ontology annotation, cellular component: tRNA (m1A) methyltransferase complex. NCBI's taxonomy places the organism in Eukaryota, Fungi, Ascomycota, Eurotiomycetes, Eurotiales, Aspergillaceae. The transcript has 4 exons. Gene Ontology annotation, biological process: tRNA methylation. The record is from RefSeq and is a predicted model, not a curated record.
AUGACUCGCUUGCUGCAAAUCCUGGGACGAGUCUUUGGAACAGCUCCUUCGCCAGCUCCAGCAAGUCGUGUGACGACGAACAUCGCUCGAGCACGAGCGCGAGCGCGCGCCAUUGACACCGAUUUCUCUGUCUUUCGAGAGGGCGACCGCGCGGUAAUUCACCAGAAACAGCCUCAACUGACAAAACCCUUGAAAGUCGGCGACAAGACGAAUCUGCGUCGUGGCCAUGUUGCACAUGAGAAGAUCAUCGGGAGUCGAGUCUGGGAUGCAGUCCCUGCACACAAAGGUCCCGAUGUCCGAUUGAGUCUGCCAACGCUGGAAGAAUAUGUCGCUUUGAGUCCUCGUCUCGUCACUCCGAUCUAUUCACAUGACGCCAAUUUGAUUGUAUCGCUCCUCGAUCUUCACGUCAACCCUCCAGCCACAGACGACUCACAACCUCCUCUCGAGAUCUUAGAGUCAGGGACAGGACAUGGUUCAUUGACGCUUCACCUCGCCCGGGCAAUUCACGCCGCCAAUUCAACACCUCCACCACGUCCGGCCGGGUCACAAAUCCAGUAUUUGAAGGACCGAGCGCUUCGACCGGGCGAGCAGAGCACACCGGCCACGGAUGGCACACAGAGCUCUGAGGAUAUCGACACGGCUCAGCGGGAAUGGGAUGCCUGGCGAGCAACCCGCAAGGCAGUGAUUCAUACGGUGGACGUCUCUGGAAAGUUCGCAGCCCUGGCCGAAAAGAAUGUCAACGGCUUUCGUCGUGGGAUCUAUGCUGGCAAUGUUGAUUUCCACGUAGGCUCGGUUGAGGACUGGGUCGCUGAGCAGUCCAAGCGAAGGAGCAAAAAGGUCAUGGCGUUGUCCUCCUCUAGCGACGCAGCUCCUGAACCUUUCUUGUCCCAUGUGAUGCUGGACAUGCCCUCGGCCGAUCUGCGGAUUCCUCCCGUGGCCCCUCUAUUGAAACGAGGUGGUUAUCUUGUUGUCUUUAUGCCGAGCAUCACUCAAAUUGGGGAGUGCGUGCGGACCAUCCGUCAACAUCGACUCCCCUUUGUGCAAGAAAGGGUAAUUGAACUAGGUCUCGGCAUGACGAGCGGCCGGCAUUGGGAUGUUCGACUCGCGUACAAAAAGUCUGCGGCUGAUCCCUCAUCGUGGGCACCCCCUGUCGAGUCGGACGGUGAGGAUGCAGCUGCUACUGGUAUUUCAAGUGCGGAGCAGGCUGAAGACUCGGAGGCCGGUCCUGAUGAGAUCGUCCUGCCCGAUGUACCUCUCAAGAAUGAUGAGCCCGUCAUGGUCUGCCGACCCAAGGUCGGUAUCCGGACCGUAGGCGGAGGUUUCAUCGGGGUGUGGCGUCGUAUUGAAGACCCCUCUGAAAGCACUACAUAG